AUGGAGGGAAUGGGCUGCACUGACACUGUCAAGGGCCUUCUAUGUUUUUACUACAGCAACUAUUCGUACUUGUGCAACAUUGCCACCCGAGAAUGCAGACGACUCCCUGUUUCUAGACAUGAAUCCAGUUCUUGUAGUUACCAUCUUGGUUUUGACCCCGCUAGUAGAUUGUACAAGUUACUCAAGAUUUGUCCAGUAUACAAGGACUAUGAUGAUAAUAUUCUGUAUCCUGAGGACAAUUCCGAGUUCGUUCUUAAUCUAGAUUGUGAGAUUCUGACCCUCGGUGUUGACUCAUCAUGGAGAAGCAUUAAGCCUGCACCUUGGGAAAUCAGAUCACGUAGCAUAUGCUUCACUGGAGUUCUAUACUGGAUGGAACCAACUAACUUAGGCCCUACGAAUUCAGAUAACCAUCUUAUUGCUUUUGAACUUGAUCAUGAGAAGUUUCAGAUUAUUCCCACGCCUAAGUUUUGCUAUCCACUGCAGUUUGGACCUGGUCUAGCUUUAGUCAGAACGUGGUCCCAUAAUGAGGCAGUGAUUUGUUAUUACGGCAAUGGUCAAGAGUCAGGGAUGUGGACUGAGCAUAAACUUGACCUUCCAACGUCAAGGAAGUAUCGAUUUGGACCGGUUGGUAUACUCCCUGAUGGAAAGGUGGUGUUGUUUGACGAAGAUGCGGACAUCCAUUGUCCCUCCAAAUUUUAUAUAUAUGAUCCAACCGACGGGAAUCUUGAAAAGACUGUGAUUUGCAAAUCACCUUCAUCCUCAGACUUCAUGGAUGAAGGUAUUCUUGGGUACAAGUCCUAUUAUGAGGAGAACAUCAUCCCAUUAAGCUGUUUGAUUGCAAGACCCUGA
Molecule: messenger RNA, 849 nt
Organism: Coffea arabica (coffee)
Lineage: Eukaryota; Viridiplantae; Streptophyta; Magnoliopsida; Gentianales; Rubiaceae
Product: putative F-box protein At1g47730
Source: RefSeq, a predicted model, not a curated record